This is a messenger RNA of Trichosporon asahii var. asahii CBS 2479, 1080 nucleotides long. RefSeq lists its product as uncharacterized. The transcript is spliced from 5 exons. Gene Ontology annotation, molecular function: protein binding. The record is from RefSeq and is a predicted model, not a curated record. The coding region runs from base 1 to 1080 and encodes 359 amino acids. NCBI's taxonomy places the organism in Eukaryota, Fungi, Basidiomycota, Tremellomycetes, Trichosporonales, Trichosporonaceae.
AUGACCCAAGAAGAGAAGAAGACCGCGCGUGUCGGCCCGCCGCAAAUCCUCACUGAGCCCGUGCACGCUCUGUCCGACUCGGAGUCUGAGCCCGAGGACGCCCCUUCUGGGGAGCAGGCGCCAACGGACAACUUCCUCGCCGACUACCCCGACGACACGGAGGAACUGCACCUCCAGCACCUGCGCUUGACGAAUGAGAGCUUGCCUCCUCUCGACCUUCCGAGGUUUACGGAACUCACGAGGCUGUGUCUCCGACAGAACGAACUGAGCUCGCCACUGCCGAAGGAGUGUCUGAAGUUGGGCAAGCUGGACGAGCUCGAUCUGUACGACAACAGGCUCGGACCGGUGGUUGAGGAUGAGGAGGUGAAGGGCAUGCCGAGCAUGACUGAUCGACUAUUUCAAGCUAACCCCAGCUCGCUCGACCUUUCCUUCAACAACAUCCGGCACAUCCCCAACCUCCCCUCCCUGACCAAGGUCAAGGUCCUGUACCUAAUCCAGAACAAGAUCAAGGCGAUCGAGCCGGGAGUCCUCGACUGGUGCAAGGACACGAUCACGUCGCUCGAGCUUGGCGGGAACCGUAUCCGCACGAUCGAGAACAUUGAGGUGCUCACGCUACUCGACGAGCUGUGGUUGGGCAAGAACAAGAUUCGCAGGCUCGAGAACCUCAACGCCUUCGCGAACCUCAAGAUUCUGAGCAUUCAGUCUAACCGUAUUACAAAGAUGGAGGGACUUGAGGAGCUCAAGAAUCUCGAGGAGCUUUAUCUGUCGCACAAUGGUUUGACGAAGAUUGAGGGAUUGGAGAACAACCUCCGCACCCUCGACAUCGGCAACAACGAGAUCACGGCCAUCGAGAACGUAUCCCACCUGAAGGACCUCGAAGAGUUCUGGGCCUCGUACAACAAGAUCGAGUCCCUCGCCAAUCUGCACGAGGAACUCGGCGGCCUGCCCAACCUCGAGACAGUGUAUCUCGAGGGCAACCCGUGUCAGAGGAACGACAUGGCGGGAUACCGGAGAAAGGUCAUGCUCGCGCUGCCGCAGGUGCAGCAGAUUGACGCUACGAGGGAGUGUGAGAGCAGGUAG